AUGUGUCGAGCUGAUGUUAGCCUCGAGGUUUGUCAUAGUUGCAUACUUAACGGCACAGAGUUCGCUAUACAAGCAGACUGCGACCAGGUGGAAGGGACUUAUUUCGCAGAGUUGUGCAUCUUUCGUUAUUCAAAUCAUAGUAUGUACCGCUUAUGGGAGAAUACAGUAGGAGUGUCUGACUACAUUGAAGCAAAUGUAUCGAACUACCAGCAGUUUAAUCUUACAUUGACAUCCACAUUAGAAGAUGUGAUUAACGAGGGUUCUAGAUUGGGUUUCGCCACCCAUGAAGCUGAUGUUUCAGGAGAGGAAACUAUAUACAGCAUGGCUCUGUGUACACCUGAUAUAGUGGGUGUGAAUUGCAGUCGAUGCUUACGAUCUGCACGUUCUAUUCUCAGAGAUGGUGCUCCGGCUGGGUUUGCUACCUUGAAUAAAUGUUAUCUCAGAUAUGAUAAUGUCUCGUUUUAUGAUAUUGGAGGGCCGAAUGUUAAUACAGGGGUGGGUUUAAGAUCAUCAAAUCUUCUUUUCGUCGUCUUUUCAGUUGUGUUCCUGAUUGUGUAUAACUUUCUUGUGCUUUUGUAA
Spinacia oleracea (spinach) is the source of this 579-nucleotide messenger RNA. RefSeq names its product cysteine-rich receptor-like protein kinase 19. The record is from RefSeq and is a predicted model, not a curated record. The transcript has a single exon. NCBI's taxonomy places the organism in Eukaryota, Viridiplantae, Streptophyta, Magnoliopsida, Caryophyllales, Amaranthaceae. Bases 1 to 579 code for a protein of 192 amino acids.